This is a messenger RNA of Agrilus planipennis (emerald ash borer), 1438 nucleotides long. Its product is annotated as MKRN2 opposite strand protein. Lineage: Eukaryota; Metazoa; Arthropoda; Insecta; Coleoptera; Buprestidae. The coding region runs from base 733 to 1371 and encodes 212 amino acids. The transcript is spliced from 5 exons. The record is from RefSeq and is a predicted model, not a curated record.
AGUUUAAUCAUUUGUUUCAGUUUUUAAAGGAAAUAUAAAUUUUUAGGUCAAAUAAUUUUUCAGUAUUUCUAGAUUUAUAUCCCCGUUGUAUAUUUCUACUGUGUACAUCUACUCUACAUUUGUGUUUAUUUUCUGGAAUAUAGGUAGCUAGUGCAACAUUACAGAUUCUACAGUCUUUUUUACGUACCUGAUUUAUCACUUUAUAAUGGUCCUCACAACAGCAAAAUGCUCAGGAAAAACUUUUUAAACUGCUCAACAUCGUCUUUUGCCGCCCUAAAAAUUUACUUCCCUUCAUGUUAUAAAAUAACCCUGCAGCCGUUUCCCAAUAGUUUGUAUUAGAUCGUUUACCUUUACACCCAUUUUCAACCACUUGCGUGACCGAAACGGAGCACGUGUCAACAAUAAAUUAAUUAUAAAUAUUGAUUCUGCUUUACUAUGUACACUAAACGAACUAUAAAACCUUAAUUAUUAUGCAAAACGUGUAUUUUCCCAUUAACUUAAGGGCAUUUUAGGACAAUUAGAAUAGUGAAGUAACAUUAAUUGGACAAAAAAGUGGUAAAGGUUUAGUUUUUAUUAAAUAAUUCAGUGAAACAAAGGGGCUGAUGGUUGUUAAGGUGUUGCUACGGCAACAUGUAUACAAUACAACAGUGGAACGAAGAGGUACAAAAGUUCUUGACCGUCCGGUGCUUUCCGUAGACCAGGUUCGAAAGUCGGGCAGUGUACUCGACGAGAAUGGUAAAGGUAGACAUGGAUCCUGGUAUCGUGUGCUUUCAGCAUUGUGGUCCUAAAGUUUUUUGCUUUUCCUUGCCAGAACACUGCCCAGUUUGCUCUGCGGAUCUUGCAGAUGCCCGCUUUUCUCUUUUACCUUUUAGAGUUCCUUAUCCUUUUGUCAGAGCGUCUCAAUAUUCAUGUGCUGUUGUAAUCAAGCCAACAACAGGGGACUUCUUAAAUGAUUAUUACAAUUCGAUGGAUCUCCACAUAGGUGUAACGACUUCUUCGGGGACUAUAGUUGAAUUCGACAAAAAUGGAUUGCGACGACAUCACAAUGAUCAGUGGAAUCAAUGUCUUUUACUGGAUCAAGCAACUCCUCCAUGGCGAGAACAUUGGGAUAAUACACUAAUGCAAAUUUGUAAACAGAAACACUGGUCCUCUAGGAAUUAUAGUGAAGACCGACAUAAUUGCUAUACUUUUGUAUUAAAUUUUUUGAAGAUGCUAAAUUAUGGCAAUCUUAGCAAUGCUGCCUCAAACAAGACAUCUUUUUGUGAGAAGUUUAUUAUACCAAGAACUACAUCUGCGGGGAAGUACAUAUCUCUUUACAGGAAACUAAAAGAUACCGGAUGCUAUGUGCAUAAAGGUGGUAGUAAUAAAUGAAACUGAUACUUUAAAUUUGUGAUUGUAAAUAUAUUUUUAUAAUAAAUAGUGGUUUUAUAUAUUUUAA